Prorocentrum cordatum is the source of this 596-nucleotide messenger RNA. The record is from the annotation of a GenBank genome assembly. Lineage: Eukaryota; Dinophyceae; Prorocentrales; Prorocentraceae.
GAGGGCCCUCGCGCCGGUGCCUGGACGGUAUCUGGCUGCGGGAGGCCUCGGGCGACCACGUGGUGAUCGAGGGGGGCGUGGUGACGUGGCCAGACGGAGGCACCACCCCGCUGGGGGCGCAGCGGCCCGACGGCCGCUCCAGCAUCGAGCUCAGGGGCCAGGCUUUCACGGCCAGGCUCGAGCCCACGAUCUCGCAGCUCGUCUCGAGCGAGGGCGACGCGUGGACGCGCGUGCUGGACACCACGGGCAGGCAGCCGGAGCCGCCCCCGGAGGUCGGCAGCCCGGUCAAGUUCAGGGGCUUCGCCGGCUGCACCAUCAAGCAGGUGCUGGGCAGGCGGAAGGUGCUGAUCCACAUCCCGGGCGUGGGGGACCAGGAGGCCACCCUGGGGGAGUACAGCCUGUCCGGCGCGGGGGUGCACUCCAGCGCCGACGGAAGUUCGGGGAGCACGCAGUUGGCGAAGCUGCAGCGGCUCAGCAAGGACCGACUCAGCUUCAACGGAGGAGUGCCAAGCUGGAGCAGGCCGACCUGUAUGGGAGAUCUGCGCAGUUCUUUGGAGCACCAGUUCGCUAAAAGCAGUAUCGAACGACUCCGUUAG